Messenger RNA from Neurospora tetrasperma FGSC 2508, 1337 nucleotides. RefSeq lists its product as uncharacterized. The record is from RefSeq and is a predicted model, not a curated record. The coding region runs from base 1 to 1251 and encodes 416 amino acids. Gene Ontology annotation, cellular component: mitochondrion. The transcript is spliced from 2 exons. NCBI's taxonomy places the organism in Eukaryota, Fungi, Ascomycota, Sordariomycetes, Sordariales, Sordariaceae.
AUGGCCACCCCUGGCCGUUUGACCUUCCUAUAUCCUCAGCUGUUCCGCACAGGAGCUCUCUGGUCCGAGCCCGCCGCGGCUCGUGUCGCCCGAAAGCCUCGUCGUCAUGUCGUUCCUCUCUCUUCUCAGCCGUCAUGCUGCGCGCAUACCGCUUCGGCUCCUUUCUCCAGCUCCGCCUCCCGGAGGCAAGCCGCCUUUGUAAAAUACGGAAAGGCCGUAGAACCGCAGCCAUUACAUGACGAGACACCAACAACGUCUUCGGACCCAAAACCAAGCGCCGACCCGAAUCCCAAUGCUGCCCCGGCAGAGAAGCAGCAGUCUGAAAAGAGCGAGCCAACAACACCAACAGAAGGCGUCCCCGAUGCGCCAAAGGCAGCCCCAAGCUCCGGGGGAACCCCUGAACAACCACCCACAGCAGCCGCCGCGAGAACGGGCUCAGAUCCGACGGCAGACAAAAAGAGUACCACGCCUAUGGAAACCAUUCUCUACAUGGAACCGCCUCCCUCCGACAACACCACGCGCCUCCUGACUGACUCUGACAACGGCAACGGCCGACCACCGCACCUGCAGCCGCCUCCCUACGUCCACCACUUCGACAGCUACUCGCUCGUUAAACAGCUCUCGGCCGGCGGCUACACGCUCACGCAAGCCAUCACGGCCAUGAAAGCCGUUCGUGGUCUACUAGCGUCGAAUCUAGACGUGGCGCAAGCCGGGUUAGUGAGCAAGAGCGACGUGGAGAACGAGACGUACCUGUUUCGCGCGGCGUGCUCAGAGCUGAGCACCGAGGUCAAGAACAACCGGCGGGUGGCGGACGAGCAGUUACGACAGCAGCGCACGCACCUGCUUCAUGAGGUGGACAUACUCACGCAGAGGCUCAACCAGGAGCUGUUGACGCUGAACGAUAACGUGCGCGGCAUGUUCAAUGAUCGGAAAAUGGCAGUCAGGGAGGAGCAGAAGGCCGUUGAAAGUCGGAUCCAACAAAUAAACUACAAAAUUUCCGUCAUGCUCAACAGCGACGCCCGAUCCGACAUCGAAGCCCUGCGCUGGGUUCUUAUUCGCCGGUCCGUGGUAGGAAUAUUGUUUAUGGCGGUCGCUACCCUCGGCACCCUGCGCUACGCCACUUAUGUGAACCACGAGCGACAGAGAGAGGCCGAUAGAAAGAAGCGAGAAGCUGAGGAGGCCAGGAGGCAUGAUGGCACAAGGGACGUUGCGCCGGCGCCGUUCGCGGCGGAAAUUCUUGCGGCGAAUUAGAAGUAGACGCUUCUUUUUGGAUUCCGAUCAUGGCCGCAUUGUUAUAGACACAUUGGAGGAAGCGACAGGAGCAGGGUUCAAGGACG